Molecule: messenger RNA, 1838 nt
Organism: Catharus ustulatus (Swainson's thrush)
Lineage: Eukaryota; Metazoa; Chordata; Aves; Passeriformes; Turdidae
Gene: ALX3
Product: ALX homeobox 3
Exons: 4
Coding region: 1-1668 (555 amino acids)
Biological process (GO): regulation of transcription by RNA polymerase II
Molecular function (GO): RNA polymerase II transcription regulatory region sequence-specific DNA binding; DNA-binding transcription factor activity, RNA polymerase II-specific
Source: RefSeq, a predicted model, not a curated record
AUGGCCCCGUCGGGAACCACCGGGGCGUCCCCCGACGGGAGCCGGAGCUGCCGAGUGUCGCGACAGAGACCGGGGUCUCCGGGAUGGUUCCCGUUCUCCAGAAACAAGGGGGGAAGAGGGAGAAAAGGCGGCGGGAGGGACCCGGCCCCGCUGCCGCGACGGUGGGGACCGGCCCGGGGUGGGGAACGGCGGCUCCCCGUUACCGGGGAUGGAGAACGGCCGCGCUCCCCGGAGCAGGCUGGAAAGUCGCGACCGGCCGCCAGCUCCGGUCCCCGGACCCCACCGGGCAGGAGCGGCGGCAACAACCGCAGUGCGGCCGCACGGACGGGCCGGGGGCUCCGGGAUGCGGGGGAGGCCGGGCUGGAGGGCUGGCAGCGCUCCUGGUGCCCCGGGACUCCCCGGUGCCCGCUCCGGGGCAAUAACGCUCUCGUUCCCCGGGGCAAUAACGCAAUAACGCUCUCGGUUCCCCGGUACCGGCUCCGGCACUCCCUGGUCUCCCCGGUACCCGUGUCCGGAGUUCCAGAGCACCCUGUUCCCCUUGGCCCGGCUGUCCCGGGGCUCCGCACCCCUCUCCAGGCUCGGACAGGACCGGGCUCGUUCCCGGGGCUCUCCCGCCGCUCCUUUGCGCUUUCCCAGCCGGGCCCGUCGGGGCUCCCACUUUUCGCUUUAGUAUUAUUCAUUCCCCACUUUCGCUUCGCCACCGCAUCCCAGUGGGACCCUGAGCACCAGCUGCUCCAGCCAGGCUCUCCCACCCUCCAGAAGCUUUUCCUGCCCGCAGCUCCUGCAGUGAGUGUGGAUCCCACACAGAUUUUGCCCUCCUCAGGGGCGGAUUUGCCCUGCUGCAUGUCCAUGCUGAGCCUUUCUCCUGGGGCACCACCUCAGCAUCCCCCUGGAUGGGGGUUGGGAUGGGGAUUGGGAUUGGAUGCCAUGGCUGUGACAGUUCUGGGCUUCCUUGGCUCUGUUAACACCCUCUGGUGCUGUGCCUCUCCCCCACCAGGUGAGAAGGGCUGCAAAGGCGGGUUCCAGGCAAUUCCCGCAGCCUGCAGGGUCCCCCCCAAAGCUCCGGAGGACUUGGGCUGCCCACUGGCAGCACCCCUGGGCAACCUCGGGAUCCCUGAGCUCCCUGAGCCCCUGGGCAAGAGCAAGAGCAAGAAGAGGAGGAACAGGACGACCUUCAGCACGUUCCAGCUGGAGGAGCUGGAGAAGGUUUUCCAGAAGACCCAUUACCCCGACGUGUACGCCCGGGAGCAGCUGGCACUGCGCACGGAGCUGACCGAGGCCAGGGUGCAGGUUUGGUUCCAGAACCGCCGGGCCAAGUGGCGGAAACGGGAACGCUACGGGAAAAUCCAGGAGGUGAGAGAUCUGCAGAACAACCUGUGGCCGAGCCCUGGGAGCCCCCCGGGGCUGCUGCCCCCCGAGAGCAUCCCCUCCCCCUGCAUGUCCCCGUACCCCCCUGCUCCCAGCAACGGCUUCGUGGGCAUCCCCAGCUCCCCGGGCCCCCACCCCGGCAUCAACAGCCUCUACUCCCUGCACGGGCUGCCCCCCCCGGCCCUGGCCCCCCACCCGUUCGAGCCGCCCCCCCAGCACGACUACAAAGCUCCCAGCCUGAUGCCACUGAGGAUGAAGGGCAAAGAGGGGGCCGGGAGCCUCCUGAAUUGGGCCACAUGAUCCCCCACGGGAUGGACACGGAGCCCUCAUCCCCCCGGAGUGUGUCCUGCACCCCCAGCACCAGGGAGUGGGGUCAGGGUGGUGGGGUCACCUUCAGUCCCCCCCUCAGCACCAGGGAGUGGGGUCAGGGUGGUGGGGUCACCUUCACCCUCCUCAGCACCAGGGAGUGG